Phoenix dactylifera (date palm) is the source of this 690-nucleotide messenger RNA. NCBI's taxonomy places the organism in Eukaryota, Viridiplantae, Streptophyta, Magnoliopsida, Arecales, Arecaceae. The record is from RefSeq and is a predicted model, not a curated record.
AUGAUGAUACUCAUAGUGGACAGAAUUCCAGCAAGACUGCAAAAUCUCAUAACUAGCCCUGGCAAUCAGAGGAGCAGGGAUUCUAUGAGAAGGCUACUUAGCAUCAACAAGACAAGCCUAAGUGUGAUGCUUGUGGUGGUAUGCAUAAGACUGAACACUGUAGACGAUUCCGAUGCCUGCUUCAAAUGCAGCCAGCAGGGUCAUAAGAUAGCUGAGUGUCUUCAACAGGACUUCCAAUCAGUUCAGAGGCCUCAAGCUACAAGGACCCAGCAAGUGCAAGGUUCUCCUGCUUCGGUUCAGUCGGUUCAGCCUUCUUCUCCUAAGCAGCAGACAGGAGGGAGACCGCACACACGGGGUCAUAUUUAUGCACUAACUCAGCAGGAUGCUCAGGCAUCCAACACUGUGGCGUCAGGUACCUUACCAGUUGCUUCUGUUUAUGAUCAUAUAUUGUUUGAUUCUGGUGCUACACAUUUUUUUGUGUCAUCUACAUUUGCGCGAAAACAUGACCUGUCUUGUGUGCCGUUAGAGUAUGAUUUGCAUAUUAGUACCCCUGCUGGGAGUGGGAUGAUUAUUAAACAGAUAUGCAAUACUUGUCCGAUUCAAAUAGUAAAUAGAGACUUGACUGCUGAUUUGAUAGUUAUAAAUAUGCAUGACUUCGAUAUAAUUCUUGGUAUAGACUGGUCGGCGUAA